Venturia canescens is the source of this 6486-nucleotide messenger RNA. RefSeq names its product metabotropic Glutamate Receptor (gene mGluR). The coding region runs from base 1572 to 4349 and encodes 925 amino acids. Gene Ontology annotation, cellular component: plasma membrane. The record is from RefSeq and is a predicted model, not a curated record. Gene Ontology annotation, molecular function: group II metabotropic glutamate receptor activity. Gene Ontology annotation, biological process: G protein-coupled glutamate receptor signaling pathway; regulation of synaptic transmission, glutamatergic. Lineage: Eukaryota; Metazoa; Arthropoda; Insecta; Hymenoptera; Ichneumonidae. The transcript has 7 exons.
GCCGGCCGGCCAGCCAGUCGUGCUCUGGCGGCAACGACUCUCGGCUGGCUCUUGAAGCUUCGCCGUUGCCGUUGCGCGUUUCGCGUCUCUUCUUUCAUCCCCCACCUGUCAGCCCCCUUGACUCGGAAGGUGCUCUCGCGAUGUUGGCAAACAGAAAACGCUCACGUUUCUCAAGACCAUUACCGCUGGGGCCAAUCCUUAACUUCCGAUUGUCACGUGUGCAACUUUCGUCGCGAGCCAAUUGAACGGCGAGUCGAGUGCGAGAGAAGCAACGAUCGCGUGCCACAUUUUCGACACUCUCGAUCGCUAAAGAAACGAGAGAUUAACAAAUACGUUUACGACAGCGUACCAAUUGGCAUUCGCGACGAAUCUCGGUCCGACGUCUUCGCCGUCAUGAUCGAAUUAUGAGGGCUCAUCUUUUCGCUUGGAAAAAAACGAGAGUUAGAGAUGCACGAUUACGUCCAGGCGACUGGCAGCAACUAAUACGAUGAUAACGAGGAAGGACGUUAAAUUAAUUAGAGCACGGAUGGGAUUAGGGUGACAUCUCACCCUGCGUUAUAAUGCUCUGUUCCGGAGAAAAAGCUUCAACUCGUCGAGCCAACUGUCCCAAGGUUUGAUAAGAAGAAAAUUUCAUGAAAAGCAACGAGCAUGAGGAAGACAAUGACGGAGACGAAGACGACGAGGCCGAUGAAUUCGAGGACACCGGAAAUGACGGAGAUGAAGAAGGAACGAGAGUUGAUUCAAAAUUUCAUCGAUUCCCUUCGGAAUAAGCCGCGAUCCGGAAGCUCGUACAGAUGAGAAGCGGCGAAUAAGAUCCGGAAUCGAACAUUACGAGCGGUCUCCAAGUUCGAUACUAGAAAAAAGUAACACGCACCUAGGAGGAAUAUAAAGUUGCUUAAAAAUUCGUAAAAAACUAGCCCGCAUCUGUAUUAUACGACAAACAAACCCGACGAGAUCAAGAGCACCAAAAACAUAAUAAAAAAUAGGUUGAAAACGCGCGACGAUGGAGAUGAAAAAUGUCUCUACGAGCGAACACCUCCCAGCAGGAUCGAGACUUGAGAAAUUGUUGAAAGUGUAUAUCUCCGUGGUGCACCGUAAUACGCGGAGGAACCGACCGAUCUCUCAAGCUCCGGAUAUAAAAGACGGCAUACGCGUGUGUAGUUGAGAAACGAUCUCGAUUCUCGAUGGAUAAUAGCCAAGGAUUCUGAAGUUGAACGAUUCCUCAACGUCAUCACCAGCCCAAGAAAAUCGAGCGCAAGAAGAGCAGAGAGAGAGGGAGAGGCGCGGGGCAGAGAAAGGGGUAAAAUCGUUUUCCUCAACUCUACUGAAGAAGGUAUACGCUUAUAUAUAUAUAUAUAUAUAUGUAAGCAGAUCGUAGACGAAAUAUACGAAGCUCUCUGGAGAAGACGUCCCACCGGGUUUGAGUCUUUCCACUCCUGUGUCUAUGGAGUAUAGAUGUAUAUAUGUAUAUCGAUAAAACGCUGGUCAAACUAUAAAGUGGUUGCGCAGUCUUGGGGGACUUUGGUCAGCAGGAAGAGCCGACAAGCCGCAUCGUCAUAGCGUCCGUGAAGAUGACUCGAGCUUCGUUUCUUAUGGUCCCGUUCCUCAAUCUGUUGCUGACGAUUCAAAUGACUUUUUACAAUUACGGUGGGAUCGGUAGCUCGAUCUUGGUCGGAUCGAGCAAAUCUCCGGUGGAACGGGAGGCGAUUUUGAUACCCGGAGACAUCGUUCUCGGCGGCUUGUUUCCCGUACACGAAAAAGGCGACUCUACCUGCGGCCCGAAAAUUUAUAAUCGUGGCGUUCAGAGACUCGAGGCCAUGCUCUUCGCGAUCGAUCGCAUCAACCACGAACAGACAUUGCUGCCCGGAAUCUCCCUCGGUGUUCACAUACUCGACACCUGCAGCCGCGACACUUACGCCCUUAAUCAAAGCCUCCAUUUCGUCAGAGCCUCCCUCUCCAAUCUUGACAUCAGCAUCCUCGAAUGCACCGAUCAGUCUCCACCCAGGAUCCGGAAAACUGCGAGCGCCGGACCCAUCUUCGGAGUCAUUGGAGGAUCCUACAGCUCGGUUUCCCUUCAGGUUGCCAAUCUCCUAAGACUCUUUCACAUACCGCAAAUAUCACCAGCCUCAACGGCCAAGGCGCUCAGCGACAAGACGAGAUUCGAUUACUUCGCGAGAACCGUGCCACCCGAUACUUUUCAAUCAAUCGCUCUAGUCGAUGUUGUUAAGAGUGCCAACUGGUCGUACGUGUCGACCGUAUACUCCGAGGGAUCCUACGGCGAGUACGGCAUCGAGGUUUUCACGAGAGAGGCCACGGACAGGAACGUGUGUAUAGCAGCAGCGGAAAAGGUCCCGAGUGCCGCGGACGACAAGGUGUUCGACAGCAUAAUUCAGAAGCUGUCAAAAAAGGCGAAUGCACGCGCGGUCGUGUUGUUCACGAGGGCGGAAGACGCGAGAAGAAUUUUGGAGGCUGCGAGGAGAUCGAAUCUGAGCCAGCCGUUCCAAUGGAUCGCGAGCGACGGCUGGGGCCGGCAAAACAAACUGGUUGAGGGCCUCGAGGACGAGGCCGAGGGAGCCAUCACCGUGGAAUUACAGUCGGAAAAUAUUCCCGGUUUUGAUGAUUACAUGACGUCACUCACGCCCGAAACUAAUCGGCGUAAUCCAUGGUUCGGCGAGUACUGGGAGGAAGUAUUUGGAUGUACAUUACGCACGAAUGUACCUCUCGUUACCAACAAAUCCCUGACUGUGUGCUCGCCCAAACUACGCCUAAGCCCUGCCACCGGUUACGAACAGGAAUCAAAGGUCCAGUUCGUCGUUGAUGCCGUAUACGCUUUCGCCCUCGCCCUUCAUAAUCUCCAGAGGGAUUUGUGCGGAAAGGCUCAAUCUCUCUGUACCGCUAUGAUUAAUUACGACAAGGGCACAUUCUACAAGAAAUAUCUCCUCAACGUCUCUUUCACCGAUCUCGCUGGAAGCGAAGUCAAAUUCGAUCAACACGGCGACGGAUUAGCGCGGUAUGAAAUCCUCAAUUUCCAGAAGGCCAAUCAAAGCGGAACAAACGGAUAUUACUAUCGGGUGGUUGGAAAAUGGUACAACCGUUUGGACCUGAGCACGGAGGAGCUCAUCUGGGCGAAGGGGACGGAGGAGAUACCGAUUUCAGCGUGCUCGUUGCCAUGCGAGCCUGGAAUGAUCCGGAAGCAACAGGGUGACACCUGUUGCUGGGUUUGCGAUCGUUGCGAGGAAUACGAGUACGUUUACGACGAGAAAACGUGUAAGGACUGUCAGCCGGGAUAUUGGCCGCACGAGGAUAAGCGCGGUUGUUACGCGUUGCCGAUAAAGCAUAUUAAAUGGACGAGUGGAUUCGCGAUCGCACCGGCGGCGAUCUCGUGUUUGGGGAUUGUCGUGACGUUGGUAGUUGCGGGACUGAUGUUCAAGCAUCGUGAUACCCCGGUCGUUCGUGCCUCCGGACGUGAAUUGACGAUAAUAUUAUUAGCCGGAGUUCUCUUCUGUUAUUUGAACACUUUUCUCUUGCUGGCUACGCCGACGACGAUCACCUGUGUUCUCCAGCGGUUCGGCGUCGGGGUAAGUUUCAGCGCGGUCUACGGCGCCCUUUUGACCAAGACGAAUAGAAUCGCCCGGAUCUUCGAUUCCGCAUCGAGGUCGGCGGUCCGACCGCGUUACAUAAGCCCGACCUCGCAAGUUUGCAUCGCAGCCGCCCUCAUCGCCUUCCAAGUGGUCCUCACCCUGGUCUGGAUGAUCGUCGAGCCCCCUGGAACGAGGCACUUUUAUCCGGACCGACGACAAGUAAUCCUCAAGUGCAACAUCCAAGACAUGAGUUUUCUAUUCUCUCAACUCUACAACGCCUUCCUCAUCGCCGUCUCGACCAUCUACGCGGUUAAAACUCGCAAAAUACCCGAAAACUUUAACGAGAGCAAGUUCAUCGGCUUCACCAUGUAUACCACCUGCAUCAUCUGGCUCGCUUUCGUACCCAUCUACUUCGGCACCGGCAACGCCCACGAAACCCAAAUCACCACCCUCUGCGUCGCCAUCAGCUUAAGUGCUUCCGUUACUCUCGUUUGUUUAUACUCACCCAAAGUCUAUAUUAUAGUCUUCCAGCCCGAUAAAAAUAUACGAGGCAAGGUCACCAUGGGUGGCAGCACCUUUAAGAAACCUGGCAGCAGCGUCGGCACCUCCUCCGUCACCAGAUACACUGGAUGCGAAACGGGAAGUGAACACGUGCCCCUUCGAAGUGCCCUUUGCGCGGUGGUGCAAACGUCCGUCGGCGUUACGGAGAUUUCUUUAGCUUCGAACGCUUCGAAUCAGACGAAUAACGAGCAAGUUGCCCAGCUCUAAACUUCGCUGAACUUAGCGUGAUUAAAUUUGUACGAUGUCGGUGUCUGCGUAAGCUCGCGUAUGUGUGUGUCUGCGUGCGAAUGUUGGCGUAUCUGUUCGAGAGGAAAAAAGGUGAGAGCUGGAGCAAUACAAGCUCGGAGGAAAGGCCAAAGAGGAGGAAUCUCGUCGUUCAAGUUCCUGAAAAAGAAACGAGCGCUCAAGGACGUCGAGGGAGGGAGGGAGGGAGAAUUGGCCGGCGAAUAACUUCGUGAAAAAUGCAUCAAAUCGAUUAUCCGAACUCGCGAUCGAGCUCGCUACGGACGCGAAAAUUUAAACAGCCGAGAUUAAAGGAAGAGAGAGAGAGAGAGAGAAGCGAAGGGAAAACUGUAAAUGUGUUUGCUAACAUUCAUCAAUCUUCGUCGUUUCGAAUCCCGCAAGAUUGUGCGCCAUGUUGAACGUCGCGGGGAGUGGAAGUCGCCUUGAUUGAGUGCGACAAAUCCGAUUUGUAUACCACGACAUACGCCGCGCUCGUCCGUUUUUCAGUUUCUUCUUUCCGAAUCAUCGACUUGCCGAGAAAAAAUAUCAAUCGAUCAAGACGAUUAUAAUCUCUCCAGCAUUUUACAAGAACCGCCUCAAUUUCCGUCUCCCUUUGCAUCCCUCUUUCUCGUAAUUUCUCAUCAUCAAAGAGGAAACCUCAAACUGGCUCACCCCGAUAGACAAAUAUAUAUAUAUUAAUAUUAGAGAUUAUUUAUGACAAAUGGAUGAGAGUAAACGAGUUAAUGAUGUUGAUUAGUUCGAUAUACGAGAGAAAAUAUUUAGAUCGACGAACAUGAGGGCCUGUCGAUAUACUUCGCCCUCGAUAAAUAAACAUCAUCGUCUAGCAAUAAGUUACAUAAUAAAUAUAUAUAGAGAGAGAAACCAAAGUCGUUUCUGCACGGUUGGGUCCAAAACGAGUGGAGCAAAAUCACCUUUUUCGGAGGUCUCUUAAAAUUUGGAGGAUUUCCAAAUGAACUCUUCAAAUUCGUGGCUAAUAUUGUCAGCUUCUGAAUGAGAAUGGGAUUGGUGCUGGCUGAUCGAGGAAAGUUGGCCCUUAGAAAAGCCUCAUCGUGUUUCACUUGUUUUGGUCGCGACUCGUUCACGUGUAUAUUGAAAAAAUGUGUCACGGCAACUGUCUGUAUCGGCCUCAUCGUUCGCACAUUAUUCGAAUAAGGUACAACAAGGUGGAAGAUAAAAAGGAGGAGAAUUGUAUAUCGAUCACCCGUCAUUAUUGUCGUUGCCUAAUAUUGUUACCGCUCGAACGUGUGAAUGUAUUUUUUCGUGGACAACAUUUAUUCAUAGAGAGAAAAAGAAGCUCGCGCGACCUAAAAACAUGUUUUACUCGCUUGCUUUAUUGCCGAGUCAUUUAUUUCAAUUCCCAACCCCACGCGUGGCAGGGGUUGUUGUGCUUACGAGCGAUAAGCGACGCGGAGCGAAACGUCGAAGGGUGACGGUGGAAUCGAAGAUAAUUCACCCUCGAGAGCCUAAACGCAUCUUCGCUGUUCGCAUCGUGCGCCUCUUCUUCGGUCAUUAAUCCGUUUUUUAAUCACUCCUAAGACGGACUAAAUGCAGUCAACGAUCGAUACACAUAUUUACAAAGUAUAACGAGCGCCAAAUGCGGAAAACGGAAUCGUACAGGCGUGCAUAUAUUUUUUCAAAAUUCAUCAUCUGUCCCGGGACAAUCGCACUCGUUUGUAAAACGGCGCUAUCCACCAAGCUCUGUCGAAGCCUGUCGCGCAACGCCAUCCACUCAUCGCCGGGUUUCACCCCAGAGCGAUUCUCGUUUUCCAAAUUUUUCAAAUUUCACAACCGAAAACUUGAAUUAUUUGACGAUAAACUACGGAAUAACGAGACAGUAAAAACUCGACAUUCGAUACCCGCUUUCGGUGCUUCGUUCAUUCGUUUUUCUCCUGCCUACAAGCCCAUUGGUCGCGACGAUAUAUUACUAGUAAUUAAGUUUAACGAGCGCAAUAUCGAUAUCACUGUUGUGAUUUUAAUAUUAAUUCAAUAUCAUUAAGCAGAGAGAUGGUUGUUGUUAUAUACUCGAACGUUGAAUUCCAUUGAAAGUUCUAUUCGAGGCACUGGAAGAAUCGCAGGAAAUAUAAGAAAUUCGAAAAAACGA